ACACGGUGCGUCAGGGUGCACGCGCGGGGCUCCUCGGGGGCAUCUCUCGGAGAAGAUAACAGGAUCGUCUCCUCUCCCUCCCGCCCCGCCGCCUCUCUCGCGCACCCGCGACGACCGCCGUCCGCCCGACGCGAUUUCGGGUCGCCCGUUGCGUGCGGACGCGCGAGCCUCCCGCGUCGAGAUCGCCAGGUCGAUAACGUCCCGACGAGCGUCGCCCUUUUACCCCGGGUCGAAUUCUGCCGAGACGCGCGACGAGCGCGACGACAUGACUCGCGGGACUCGACGCGACGCGGCGUGACGAGGUUCCCCGCCCGUGUACAACAGCCGCUAACACUGCCACGGGUCUGCUCUCCCCCUCGCGAACGGGCGAACAGCUGAGUCGAAAUGGAGUCGGCGGGAGUCAGCGGUGGCCAGAACCAGUCCAACGUCAACGACUGUUCCGACACCAAGGGCAGUUGCUUGCUGCUUCGCUAUGCCAGCCAAAAUUCUCUGGACGAGAGCUCGCAGAAGCACAUUCCCCGGGAAAACGGGAAGGACAAGCCGCCGUACAGGAAUCACCAUCAUACGAAUCGAGCCUUCGAUGUCAUCAACGAGAUGAGGAAGAAAAAUUUACUCUGCGACGUGAUUCUGGCAGCGGACGGCGGUAUGGAGGUACCGGCUCACAAGAUGGUCCUCGCCGCGUGCAGCCCUUACUUUUACGCCAUGUUCACGAGUUUCGAGGAGCGCGAUCAGCAGAGGAUAACGCUGCAGGGCGUGGACUAUUCGGCGCUGGUGUUACUGGUGGAUUACGUUUACUCCGCCGAGGUCCACGUCACGGAGGAUAACGUACAGGUGCUCCUACCCGCUGCAAAUUUGCUGCAACUGACGGACGUGCGGGACGCCUGCUGCGAUUUCCUGCAGGCGCAGCUACACCCGUCCAAUUGUCUCGGGAUCAGGGCGUUCGCGGAUCUGCACGGGUGCCUCGAGUUGCUGGCGCACGCGGACAGUUACAUCGAGCAGCAUUUCUCGGAGGUGGUCGACGCGGAAGAAUUCUUAACGCUGGCACCCGAACAAGUGGCCAAACUUAUCUGCAGCGAUCGCUUAAUGGUACCUUCCGAGGAGAAGGUGUUCGAGUGCGUUAUCUCGUGGGUGCACCACGAUCUUGAGAAGAGGCAAAACGACCUGGCUCUGUUGAUGGAGCACGUGCGCUUGCCCUUGCUCUCGCAAGAGUAUCUGGUACAGCGUGUGGAGGAGGAACCGCUUCUCAAGGCAAACUUACAAUGCAAGGAUUUCUUGAUCGAAGCUUUGAAGUACCACUUGCUGAAGGGCGAGCAAAAGUCGCUGUUCAAGACACCGCGUACCAAACCGAGGCAACCGAGAGGUCUACCCAAAGUACUGCUCGUUGUCGGUGGCCAAGCUCCAAAGGCGAUCAGGAGCGUCGAGUGCUUUGACUUUAAGGAGGAAAGGUGGUAUCAAGUUUCCGAGCUACCAACACGACGCUGUAGAGCCGGACUCUGUGUUCUCGGCGGACGCGUAUACGCCGUCGGUGGAUUCAACGGAUCGCUGAGAGUACGAACGGUGGAUAUUUACGACGCCGCGGCGGAUCAGUGGUCACCCUGUCCCGAGAUGGAAGCGAGGAGAUCGACGCUCGGUGUGGCCGUGCUCGGCAAUUGCGUUUACGCUGUCGGUGGCUUCGAUGGUUCGACGGGACUGAACUCGGCUGAAGUUUACGAUCCACGGACUCGCGAAUGGAGACCUAUUGCACGAAUGUCAACGCGGCGUAGCAGCGUAGGAGUCGGCGUCGUCAAGGGAUUGCUCUACGCCGUCGGUGGCUACGACGGAGAGUCUCGGCAAUGUCUCUCCAGUGUCGAGUGCUACAAUCCGGAGAAGGAUCAAUGGAAACCCGUACCUGAGAUGUCCGCGCGUCGCAGCGGUGCGGGAGUCGGUGUCCUGGACGGUAUCUUGUACGCGGUAGGAGGUCACGAUGGUCCACUAGUACGAAAAAGCGUAGAAGCCUUUAAUCCGGAGACGAAUCAGUGGACUCCUGUCAGUGAUAUGGCAUUGUGUCGUCGUAACGCCGGUGUUGUGGCGUUAAACGGACUUUUGUACGUGGUGGGUGGGGACGACGGUUCCUCCAGUUUGGCAUCGGUAGAGGUGUAUUCGCCAAGAACCGAUACGUGGACCACGCUGCCGACUUGCAUGGGAGUCGGGCGUAGUUACGCAGGUGUGGCGAUCAUCGAUAAGCCGAUGGCCCCCGCGGCGACAAUGUGAGGUCUAC
Messenger RNA from Vollenhovia emeryi, 2257 nucleotides. It is a transcript of the gene kel, whose product is annotated as ring canal kelch homolog. The transcript is spliced from 9 exons. Bases 385 to 2250 code for a protein of 621 amino acids. Lineage: Eukaryota; Metazoa; Arthropoda; Insecta; Hymenoptera; Formicidae. The record is from RefSeq and is a predicted model, not a curated record. Gene Ontology annotation, molecular function: protein binding.